Molecule: messenger RNA, 480 nt
Organism: Arxiozyma heterogenica
Lineage: Eukaryota; Fungi; Ascomycota; Saccharomycetes; Saccharomycetales; Saccharomycetaceae
Gene: TCA17
Product: Tca17p
Exons: 1
Coding region: 1-480 (159 amino acids)
Biological process (GO): endoplasmic reticulum to Golgi vesicle-mediated transport
Source: RefSeq, a predicted model, not a curated record
AUGGGAAACCUCAAACCACUUUUUAUCUCUUUAAUAGAUGAGACAAACACACCUAUAUUAAUCCAUGUCAUGUCUUAUGAAGCUAAGGAUGUUAAUAAAAUUCUAAAAUAUAACACGUUUUCUAAUAUAUCCUUAGAUUUUUUUGAAAGUAGUUUGUUUCAAUGGGAUCAAAUAUCAAUAAAUUAUAAAAAUGGUAAUUCACCAAUACGAAUGCUAUUUGAAGUUGAGAAUGUUACAGUAUUUGGAAUGUGGAUGAAACCAUCUGGAUUAAAAAUUAUAGUUGGUUUUAAUGCAUCGGACAACUUUGAAAAUGAAAAUGACUCUUUAAUAAUAUUUGUGUUUGAGAAGAUUAAGAAGAUAUAUAUGAGAGUUAAGUCAAAUCCGUUUUUUGAUUUAGGUCAAGCUAGUACAGAUAAGAACAAUAUUGUUAAGUUUGAAGAGAAAUUUGAACAGGAAUUUGGAACAGAAGUACAACUGUAA